Striga asiatica is the source of this 537-nucleotide messenger RNA. Lineage: Eukaryota; Viridiplantae; Streptophyta; Magnoliopsida; Lamiales; Orobanchaceae. The record is from the annotation of a GenBank genome assembly.
AUGGAUCAAGCAUUUGGAUUAAUAGAAGAAAUUAACAGGAGCAAAAGACCAAUGCUUAAAGUCCGCAUUGUAAGGAUGUUUUAUCAAAAUAAAGGCAGCACUUUCAAGUCGCAUCUCGAGCUUAUUUUGCAUGAUCGAACGGGAAAACGAAUUACAGCAUUUCUAAGAGCAGUCUACUUACCGGAUUUCAAAGAGAAGUCCAUUGAAGAGAACAUGGUCAUUCUCAUACGAAACUACCAAGUUGAUAGCAACCUUGCUGGGGCUGCUGUAAGUUACUCACAGCAGCCCCCCAGACCCGCCAAAUUGGGGGCAUAUGGCUAUGGCGGAACCUUGUUGGGCCGAAAGGGUUUUGAACAGAAGGGUUUGGAUUCCUUUGCUCACCCAAGACAAAGAGGAGGACCUUAUAAAAUCUGCCAUGGCAGCAUUUCUUGCCAAGGAAGAGAAAUCAAGAGGAAGAAAACUGAGAUGAGGGGGAAAAUUGAAGCUCAUUUGGGACGUGUGGAGGAAGAAGCUAAGCGCCUCGCUGGAAUUCAUGCC